AUGUUCAAGAGCUGUCCACCGUCUCAGGACCUGGUCCAAGGCUGCUUGCUGACUGCAGAGAACUUGCUGAACCUGGGCCGGGUCGAGAAGAGGACGCUCUUCCAGGUGUCAGCCAGCAAGCUUCUGAACCGGAAUGAGCAUUUGGUCUCUGUCUUGAAAGAUGCUGCAAAGCGCUGCCACGAGCAGAGUCACAAUUGCCUGGUGGCAAGGUGGUUACCGCCAGAUGAACGCUAUCACAUCCUUCAAGCCUCCAUUAACGCCAUGAGCUCCUUGCUCGGCCCCAACUACGUGCACCAGAACGCCUUAGGCGACACGGACCUUUUCAAAUCAACCUGGUAUUGUGUGACAAUCAUGACACCAACCCGAGCUGAGAACCAUCUGCCAGAUGAGCAAAAGGUGUCGGCAACCACGCAAAGCCUUGAGACGUGCACCUUCACGGACAUGACACGCACGCCACGACCGACUCUCAGAAUCUGCCUCGUGCACGAGUCGGAGCUGAGAGGGAUAUCAGAUGGAAAGCUCCAGCCGCCAUCUUGGGGCUUCUUCAACAGCCGUCACGCCGAAAGGUAUCGGAUGCUUUGCGACUUCAGCAGAAACUUCCAGCAACAGUUAGUUCGCACACCAGCGGACUCCAAGAGCCUCAACUCACGAAGCCCUUUCACCAGCGAGAGAGCUCACAAGGCGGCGACCCCGGCCUUCAAGCCGGACGGAGGGAUGAUGAAGCGAAUCGUCUCCCAACCGAACUUGCAACUACUUCAGAAGGGCGUGCCGCAGAUGUCCAUCGGAAUGGGGCGAAUCGGCCGCGACGGUGGAGAGGCUGAGCAUGUAAAAGUUGCGGCUGCCACGGCGGAUGAGGCAGAUCGAAGCAAGGGCGCCUGUGACGACAAUUGUUUCUUGAGACUCCAUGUGCCGCACUAUGUCGGGCCGACGUCCGGUUUUCACAAGCCCGUCAUCCACCACACAGGCGACAAUGGAAGCCAGAACAAGUUCAGCAUGAACCUGGCAGAUGGCAGCUCGGGAGGCUCCCGUAGCCAGGAAGAGAGGUUGCAACGAACCUCACGUGUUUUUGCAUUCUUCGAUUCUUGCAGCUUGUCCGCCUCUGUCACCUGGGUCGCGGAACGGAAGCCCUUGGGCCUCCAGGGCGAUCUCCUGCGCGGCAAGGCCGAUCCGACGGUCGACGAGCCCUUGCAACAGCUGAAGGCCGUAUUGGAGCGGAAGCGCACGGAAGUGGGCUUGAUCAGGCUUCGGGCGGUCAGCGCGGACCAAUGGCCCGGGGCUCUUUGCAAGCUCAAGCGGCUCCUCGGCCCUUUCCUUGACGAGAGCCUGCUGCGGGAUGUCCUGCUCCGGUGGUUUCACAUCGCACUCUGGGACUCCUGGAGGCGCGCGCCUCCCGAUGGCGUCGGGCAGGAGGCAGACACUCUCGACGAGGAAAGUGCCUCUACGCCCCUUGCGAAGAUAGAGGUCGUGCCUCAAGCUCUCCUUGCCGGCCAGGAGGCACUGAAUGGAACUCGCGUGACAUUGGUCGCAGCGGUGGACUCCCAGGUUUGGAGGACGGAGGGCGGGCUUGUGAGCCACGGGAAGUCUGUCUGGCCUGCCUCGAGCCACUUCACCUUCGAGGUCUUCUCCUGGAAGUCGGCUCUUGAAGUCCAGGUGUUGGCCUCCAGCCCCGCGGCCUCAUCGCCAUCAGAGGUGGGCAGCAGCCGACUCGAGGUUCUCGCCCUGAUCCCCAACCGCUGGCACCGCUUGAAGGAGACGCUUUGGGGAGGCACGUCGCGUCCGCAGAUCGAAGUCGGCAUUUACGUCUCCAUCGAGCCACCCUCCAGUCGACCAGGAGCGGAACCGCUUGGGGAAGUCCAGGCAGUCGAAGCUGACAGCAUGCCGCAGCCGACACAAAGGGAGCUGCAGAAGAUGAAGCUUCAGGAGCUCCUCCAUGAUCCAGAAGAGAGGUCAGCAGAAAAGGAAAGUAAACCACAUCGGGAUGGCAAAAGCCAGCGAGAGCUACAGCGCGAGGAGCUUGAGCGGCUGCUGUCCGACGGCGGCCCCCCGACCGAGGAGCAGAGGAAGAAGGACCGCAUCAGGUCGCUGGAAGCCAAGAUUGCAGAGAUGCAGGCCGAGCUUGAAGCGGAGCGCUCCUCUGAACGAGCAAAGUCUGAUGUGCGGCAGAAGCGCGACCAGCGCCCCAGCUGA
Messenger RNA from Symbiodinium sp. CCMP2456, 2187 nucleotides. Lineage: Eukaryota; Dinophyceae; Suessiales; Symbiodiniaceae. The record is from the annotation of a GenBank genome assembly.